AGGAGGUCUGACCUGGGGGCGGAGGGCUGGGCACCGUCUUGGCCAGGGGCUGCUGCUUCUUACCUGUUUUCUCCACCUGUCCUGACUGCUGUGGCCACCGCCCCAGCCUGUCUGUGGAGGGAAGCAAAGUUUUCCCAGGCCAGAAGGAGGGAGAAAGGAGACAGGGAGCUGCCCUGUGGGACCCAGAAUGCCCAGCAGUCAGGAUCCCUGGAAGUGAGCAGGCCUGGGGAACACGGCAUGGCGCAGGUGGCUGGGGCCUCCCGCCCUCGGGCUGCUCCGGGCCAGCCCUUUGUGUUCAAGCUGGUCCUCCUGGGAAGUGGCUCUGUGGGCAAGUCCAGCUUGGCUCUCCGGUAUGUGAAGAAUGACUUCAGGGGUACCCUGCCUACCGUGGGAUGUGCAUUCUUCACAAAGGUGGUGGAUCUGGGUGCUGCGUCUCUGAAGUUGGAGAUCUGGGACACGGCCGGCCAGGAGAAAUACCACAGCGUCUGCCACCUCUACUUCAGGGGAGCCAAUGCUGCGCUUUUGGUGUAUGACAUCACCAGGAAGGAUUCCUUCGACAUGGCUCAGCAGUGGCUGAAGGACCUGGAGAAGGAGUUCCACCCAGGAGAGAUCGUGGUGAUGCUGGUCGGCAACAAGACGGACCUCGGCGAGGAGCGGGAGGUGACGUUUGAGGAGGGGAAGGAGUUUGCAGAGAGCAAGAGGCUGCUGUUCAUGGAAACAUCGGCCAGGCUGAACCACCAGGUGACCGAGGUUUUCAGCGCAGUCGCCCGAGAGCUGCUGCAGAGAGAAGAGAGGAAGGAGGGCCAGACCCAGCGGAGAGAUGCUCGGCUGGCUCUGAACGAGAGGCCCGCGGGACAGGCCAAGUGCUGUGCGCGCUAGGAGCAGCCACUGCAGGAGGGGCUGUGGGCAGGACGCCCCCAGGUCCAGCCCCGGCUGGUCCUCAGGGUGAGCCGCUGCCUGCUCCGUGUUGACGGUGGCACUAAUUUUCAUUCACCCUUGAUGCUGCCUUGUUCCUGAGUCCUAGAGGUGACCUGAAGCGGGUAUCCCGGAGAGCAGCCACUUCCCAAAGCUGACAGGAGUCAUUCAGGAGAGGAUCCCGUGCCACAUGGCUCCCAGAGGAUGUCAGCCCCGUCUCCCCAGACACCCACAUACCGAUUGAUUCCUGGAUACUCGGGCCACGUGGGCCUGCCACUGCCUGGAUUGCUGUCCCCUCAGCUGCCUGGCCAUCAGAUACAGAGGAAUGAAAUGGGUUAGAAGGGAGACAAGAAGCAGAAAGAUACUUGGAUCACUCUCGUGGAUCACUGUGGUGGCUGGACAGUCACCUUACACCUGCUGUUGGGCAGGGGCUGCCUGGUGGCCGGGCCCACCUGCUCCUGGGAGGUGGGAGAGGAGGGAGCAGGCCCAGAUGGAGGCAGCAGUGUGUGGAAGAAAUGGAGCAGCCAUGGGGGGCUGGGUCCAUCUCCUCCGGAUCUCAGUGAGUGGCCCCCAGGAAUGACAGCAUCUGCCAACGAGCAGCCAGGGGCCCUCUUCUGGCUGUAAAUUUGAUGACCCGAUGCUUGUGCCCAGUGAGCGUGAGGAUUCAGACUUUUGACCUGAGGUAUAAGUGGUACUCUUUAUGCGUUUUUCUCCAAAAGUUAAACCGCUUUCUGUAAUCUGGUCUUUGGUGAGUUGGCAAGGUGGGGUUUGUUAUGGCGCAUAUUCUAGGGGGACUCAUGGUGAGUAAGUCAGGAUGUAGGCCCAUGUGGCAGGCUGUGACUACACUGGGCAUGGGCCAUCUCUCUGCUGGUGACACGUCAUGUAUUCACCUCAUUGCUGUGGCCUUUACAGAGGCCCAGAUGGUCACUCUGGAAGGUGAGCCCUAGUGGCAAGGUGAAGGUAUUUCAAAGGCUAUUUUUGGGGGGUUAGUGUUGAUUUUCAUCCUUGCUUCUGGGACUCUGAUAAGCAGAUCUGAAAUUUUAAAUAAUAGGACACUUUUAUCCAUCUGAAAAGGGCGGCUCCAAGACAUUGACUAUAAGGAUGGACAGAAGGACAAAUGCAUAGCAUCCUUUUCCCUUGACUCUGAACUUCCUGACAGACCAAAAGGGUGCUCCAGCGUUCCGAGGGGCUCCUUCCGUCUUAUCCUCCAGGCUUGCUCUCUGCUUUUGUUCAACCUACAUGGGAACAUCAUCCCGGCCCCUGGGCCUGGAACUUGGGUGCAGCUCAGCCGACGAGGAGCCCUGGCAGGGUAUGGACCAGGGCAUGGACACGAGGCAUUGGCCAGGAUCCAUCUCAGUGAGGUCACCUCAGCAUGGCCUGUCCCCACCCAAGGUCACAGCUCCCCUCGAGGAGGCCUCCCCUUCCAGGGUCUGGCCGUGGCUCCCUCCCUCGUGUCAGUCCUGGGGCUGCCAUGCUCUAACCACACCUUGGCAGGCGUUAUCCUCGCUGGGGGGAGUUGGGUCCCUGGCAGAUCCAGCUUCUGUUCCGGGAAGAUGGAAACAGCCCAUGUGUCCCACGGAUCCAGACUUUCCUGAUGCUUCUCUUGAAAGAAACUUCUCCUGUGAUCUUUCUAGACAAAAGCAGAUUUCACAAGCCUCUUCCCUGUGAUGAUCUUCGAGAAAAGCUAAAGGAUAAAUAAAAAUAGCUGCCGAGACAG
Messenger RNA from Equus quagga, 2632 nucleotides. RefSeq names its product RAB17, member RAS oncogene family (gene RAB17). Lineage: Eukaryota; Metazoa; Chordata; Mammalia; Perissodactyla; Equidae. The record is from RefSeq and is a predicted model, not a curated record. The transcript is spliced from 6 exons. Gene Ontology annotation, molecular function: GTP binding; GTPase activity. Bases 238 to 879 code for a protein of 213 amino acids.